Messenger RNA from Camellia sinensis, 1213 nucleotides. The record is from RefSeq and is a predicted model, not a curated record. Lineage: Eukaryota; Viridiplantae; Streptophyta; Magnoliopsida; Ericales; Theaceae.
UUUCCUAUUGCUCUCCAGUUAGGUUUUCUCCGAGAAAUAUUUCUAGUGUUUGAAAGUCGUUGCGUUUCUAAGUUGCAAAUGCGAUGAGUUAUGAUGAAUUAUUAUAAAUAAAAUAAAAAAAACUAAUUACCUUCAAUCUUUUAGUUUGUCAAUUGCUGCCCGUGAUCUUCCAACACUGUACUGAAUAGCCUGAAUGGGUCGCCAUAGACUAUGAUUGAUUGCCAGCGAAUACCCUAGACUAAUGCAAUAAUAAGAAAUUAGAGGGAGCAAUAUCUAAAUCUCAAGCAUUAUGAGACCACCUGCUCUUCACUCCAAUUUUUUCUCAUCUCUCAAACAGGUGGAGAAGAGACUCAAACUAGAGAACCCUUCAGAAGCCUCCACUCUCUAUUCACAACCACCACUGCCACCACAACCACCAGGGGAAACUAGCUAUACUCCAGUUGAAUCUCUGAGCUCCCCUAUAUUCCUUAAUUUUGACCAACCCAACAGCACAAACAACAAUAACAGCUCAUCCCUCCAAGACAGUGAGCCCCCAAGACAAUUCCUUUCAAAUUCCCUUGAUUUCCCACCACUCCAUGAAGACAUACCUCAAGCAGAGAUCAUACACAACCCACAAUUAAUCAACAGAGUUGAAUUCAAUAAUGUUGACGAGAUUGAAUUAUUAAUUCAGCUUUUGGGUUUGUCAGAUUGUGAAGAAGAAGAAGAAGAGCGAAACAAGGUUGAUUUGGAUUUAAAGAAUUGUGGUGAGACCUGUGGUUAUGAAUGUGGAUUCUAUUCAAAGAUGAUUGGAGUUAAGGGGCCCAAAUGUGGAAGGGAGAUGGGGAGGUUGGAGGCAUGGAUUAAGCAUUUUUUGAAUGAUGGUGGAGAGGGAAGGAGAGAGCCUUUGAGAUUGACCCAUUUGCUUUUGGGCAAAGCUGCCUUUCUCUCCGAGUGUGGUGAUGGUUUUGGAAGAUUUGAGUUCCCCUCAACUAUAGCAGAGUUCUUGCAGAAUGAUCCUCCUAAAGAUUAGGCUUCGCUUGGAGAAAAUAUUCAUGAGAACAACCAGCCACUACCCAUGGUGAAUAUCAAACUAUGUGGAAGUCCUCUAUUUUCGCAAGUGGUGAUUUUAUUGUAUUGGCAAUGUUAUGUAUGGAUCACUUUUUGAUUAUUUAUACUAUUGUCAAUUUGCUGAUGGAUGUUAACUUGAUAUUUAAGGAUUUGAUGUUCCCUUUCA